AUGCAGAAACAGCAGCAGCGGCGCGUGGCACCACGUCCCGGGGAGCACGGCGGCGGUGCGGACGCGGCCCCGGCGGCAGGCGCGGACGAAGCGCUGCAGGUGCUGCAUUCGGUUGAGGCGCCAGCGCGGGCUUCGGCGGAUGCGGCGGCGGCGCAGCGGCCCAAGCUGCUUCCAGAGGAGGGGUGCCUGUCCCUCGCAUGGGCCGCCUACCAAGACGAGAUUGACCAUGGAAGAGGGCAGCCGGAAUGUCAUCAGCAGCACCAGCAGUCGUUCCAAGAGAUGCAGCAGAGGCUGCAGCAGCUGCGGCGGCAGGAAGAGCAGCGGCAGCAGCAGCAUCGGGAGCAGCAGCUGCUGCGAGAGCAGCAGCGGGAGCAGCAUCGGGAGCAUCAGCUGCUGCUGAGGGAGCAGCAGGUGCUGCGAGAGCAGCAGCAGCAGCGGGAGCGGGCCCAGCGGGCCCAGCAGCAGCUGGAUGAAUUGAUGCUAGAACGACGGCGGCUAGAGGAGCAGCUGCGCCCUUCUUUGGGUAGCACUGGAGGAGUUAACGGGUCGUUGCGGGCAGACGGCGGCGGCAACGGCAGGAGCGAGGGCACCGGCAAUCCGGCGAGCGAGACCAAGGAGCAGGCCACCGUCGACAAAACCAAGACGACCGACAAGAACCACCUGCCGGCCGGCGAAGGCGAACCAUCUUUGGCCGAGGCGCCACGGCCCCGGCUCGGCCUGGGCGCGGCGCCCCCGCCCCUGCAGACCGCUGCUGGCGGCAAAGUUGCGCCACCAGACAGGCUGGGCGGACCCACAUCCAAGGCGGCCAGCGUCGCCGCGGCACCGAUGAACCCCUCGCAGGCGGCAGAGGAAGGAACAGGCGCGCUUGUGCCCGGCGCGCCUGUGCCAGAUUGGGCGACCGAUGCGCGCCACAACGCCCCGCGCUGGCUGGAGGACUCCCUCAAGCAGUAUGAGGCGCAGGGGCGCAUUGGCAGGGACCCGCUGGCCUCGUUCAGAACAUCAAUGGAGGAGCUGGCCUGCAAAAUCCCAAUAGACAAGGCCUCCGGCAAACCCGCCAUUGAUCAAGAGACUCUCGAUUUCUUCGAUGCCUUGUUCGCCGCACGCUACACCAAGAGCGGCGGCGAGGCGCUGCUGCUGAAAAAGCAGAGGCAGCUGGCCGCGGCCCCGAAGGUCGGCGCCAACUGCGCGCUCCGACGAGGGCUGCUGAAACGGGGCAUCGCGGCGCUUAGGGCCGCUCUUGAGCGUGAGCGCGGCGAGGCAAAGCGCGCGGCACGCCGGGAGGCCGAGCGCACGCAGCAGCCGGCCACGCCGAAGCCGGAGCGCCCGCGCCUGCCGGCGCCGCUGCGCGGGGGCGUGGGGCUGGCAGCGCCGGCGGAGCCGGAGGUUGCGCAUGUGCUGUCCCUUGCGGCUGCGCUGGCUGCUGCUGCGGCGGCGGACGCGGCCGCUGCGGUGGCCCGCGGUGAGGCGCCUCCCCCACCUCAUGAGUCAGAGUCAGCUGCGCCGCCGGCGGCAGCGCCAGGCGCGGCCGCCCCAGCCGCGGCUGCCGCUGCGAGCCACGGGUGCUGCGGCGGCGGCAAAGUCGCCUGCUUUGAGGGCUGCGGCGCCGCCACGCCCUGUGUGGAGGGGCGAGCAAUUGCUGAGGGCGAGGCGCGUUUCCUGAUCAGCUGCAGCCAGCGGGCCUGCCGCGGCGCGCGCGCCCACGAGUCGUGCUACCGCCGCUCCUGCCUCGCCGACGACACAAAAGCGGCCGCCAAGUGUGCGUCGAAGUGCGGCCGCCGCGCGGCGGCGGCACCCCCGCGCUGCCCGAGGCAGGGGUGCGGCGGCCUGGUUUCGGAGGUGGUGCACAGGCGCGCGGGCGGCAGGACUCAGACAGUGUUUGAGCUGGAGAAGGGGCUGCUGAUGGCUGGGGCUGUGGCGGGGGCUGCGGCGGUCGGCCAGUGCGGCCAGCUGACUGAGGAGAAGGCACACGAGCAGGAGCGGGAGCAGGAGCAGGAGCAGGAGCAGCAGCAGGAGCAGGAGCAGGAGCAGGUGCAGGGCCACCAAGAGCUCCUCGGCGGUGCAGGCGGCGCCUCGGCCGGGCCGAUGACCGGCCUGCGGGCCCGCGGCGCAGGGGAGGCCGUCCUUUUGGGGUCCGCGGCGGCCGCAGAUGGCGGCAGCCCGGGGCCCAAGCUCAUCAGGGUGCUCAGGCGCGCGGCGUCGCCUGACGCGCCCCGGGGCGGCGGCGACUGCGGCGAUGCCUGCGGCAGCGGUGCAGUGGACGUGGCGGCGUCGCAGGCGCCGGCGGCAGAUUAG
This is a messenger RNA of Monoraphidium neglectum, 2292 nucleotides long. RefSeq lists its product as hypothetical. The coding region runs from base 1 to 2292 and encodes 763 amino acids. The transcript has 6 exons. The record is from RefSeq and is a predicted model, not a curated record. NCBI's taxonomy places the organism in Eukaryota, Viridiplantae, Chlorophyta, Chlorophyceae, Sphaeropleales, Selenastraceae.